CUCGGUCUCAGUUUCCCUUCAAUAUACGAACAUACUUCUGUCACCUGUGAUUCAACCAUUGUCCCAUUGUUCCCUUAUUACUACUCUAUCCUCGUUCAGUUACUACUCUUCUUGUGCUUCUCCAUCUCUCUUUCUUUCCACAGCACCACGUCGCGACAACAUCAUUUCCAUCUCCUCUCCGGCGCCAUCACCACAACUUCCCAUUAAUUCACCGCACCGCGCCACUCUCCACCGACCACCCAAACAAGAACCGACAACCCAACCAGAAAGAAACUCCCACCAACGGAAAGACCUCACCACCAUGGCCGCCCCGAAAUUCUCCUCCCAACCGCCCGAGACGCCCAACUUCCUCCUCACCUAUCCGCUCCCACACGUCCUCCUCGUCACCAUCAACCGCCCGCGGGCCGCCAACUGCCUCACCUACGCCAUGUCCUGGGAAGGCGACGCGCUCUUCCGGUGGUACGACGACGAGCCCAGCCUGCGCGUCGCCGUCAUCACCGGCGCGGGCAAGGCCUUCUGCGCGGGCCAGGACGUCGCCGAGCAGGGCAUGAACGUCAUGCUGUGGCAGCAGAAGAAGGCGGGCGAGGACGUCGAUCUCCCCGAGGUGGGCAACUCCGUGUUCCCCUCGGGCGGCUUCGCGGGCAUCAGCAGGCGCCAGGGCAAGAAGCCGAUCAUCGCGGCGGUGAAUGGCGUUGCGAUGGGCGGUGGCUUCGAGCUCUGCCUGGGAAGUGACAUGGUCGUCGCCUCGCCCAAAUCCAUCUUCGGCCUCCCCGAGGUCAUCGUCGGAAUCUACGCCGCCACCGGCGGUCUCUCGCGCCUGGUGCGGCAAGUCGGGAUGGUCGUCGCCUCGGAGAUCGCCAUGGCCGGCCGGAACCUCUCGGCGGCCGAGGCGCUCUCCUACGGCCUGAUCAACCGCGUCGCCGCCAGCCCCGAGAGCGUCGUCGACGAGGCGCUGAAGCUCGCCGCCAAGGUCGCCGCCGCCAGCCCGGACAGCAUCAUCGUCACGAGGAUGGGCCUGCGCGAGAGCUGGGAGGAGGCGAGCGUGGAGCGCGCGACCCAGAACCUGGACAACCUCUACAAGGCGAAGAUGUUCGACAGCCCGAACGUCAUGAUCGGUAUCCAGGCGUUUGCCGCGAAGAAGAAGCCCGAGUGGCUGCCGUCGAAAUUGUAGACGAAGAGAAGGAGGGAGGAGAUAUUAUACCAGUUGUUGUCUUAUUAUUACUAUUAUUACGAAAAAACAAUUUAAGAAACCUUUCAAUUACAA
Messenger RNA from Dissoconium aciculare CBS 342.82, 1264 nucleotides. RefSeq names its product enoyl-CoA hydratase-like protein. The transcript has 2 exons. Gene Ontology annotation, molecular function: enoyl-CoA hydratase activity. Gene Ontology annotation, biological process: fatty acid beta-oxidation. Gene Ontology annotation, cellular component: mitochondrion. The record is from RefSeq and is a predicted model, not a curated record. Lineage: Eukaryota; Fungi; Ascomycota; Dothideomycetes; Mycosphaerellales; Dissoconiaceae. The coding region runs from base 302 to 1171 and encodes 289 amino acids.